UAAACAGGACUGAUCAUUGAUCAUGGUCUAACAUUUAAAGUGUUCAGUGUGAACAUAGCUUCAUCCUGAGCAUGCGCAACAACGGGCGAAGCUCCGAACAACCAUUUCCGCGUCUAUGAAUGGGUUCGAGAUUUAUUUUGCCGUGUGCGAGAGUGUGUACUACAGUGACUCGUCGGCUAUCGACGACAGUUCAGCACUUGAAGUCGAAGAAUAGCGCAUUAAAAAUAAAAACAAUGGAAUUUUUCACAGAAGAAAGGGGGACACCCAACACGGGGAAUUAUCGUGUGUUUUUUAAAAAUGCAGAUGGGAUUCCAAUCUCUCCAUUUCAUGACAUUCCUCUGUAUGCAGAUGCAAAUAAUAAGCAUUUCAAUAUGGUUGUUGAGAUUCCACGAUGGACAAAUGCCAAAAUGGAGAUCUGUAAAGAAGAGCUACUGAACCCUAUAAAACAGGAUGUAAAGAAUAACAAUUUAAGGUUCGUGAAGAAUAUCUUUCCUCACCAUGGCUAUAUCUGGAACUAUGGAGCUUUACCUCAGACUUAUGAAGACCCUAAUCAUAUCACACCAGACACUGGAGCUAAGGGGGACAGUGAUCCCAUUGAUGUUUGUGAGAUAGGUCACAAGAUUCACCCAAGAGGAUCUGUUGUAAAGGUCAAAGUAUUGGGGGUUAUGUGUCUUAUUGAUGAAGGUGAAACUGAUUGGAAGAUUUUGGCCAUUGAUGUUACAGACCCUCUUGCUUCAUCAUUAAAUGAUGUACCAGAUAUUGAGGCUAAUUUUCCAGGUCUUCUGAGGGCAACAUAUGAAUGGUUUAAGUAUUACAAGGUGCCUGAUGGGAAACCUGAGAAUCAGUUUGCUUUUAAUGGAGAGGCUAAAAAUAAAGAUUAUGCUUUACGUGUGAUUGAAGAAACACAUGAGCAGUGGUCCACCUUGUUGAAAUCAUUAGAUGAUUCCAAAAUUUGUAGACAAAAUGUUACUGUUGAAAAAUGUACACAUUUAAUUGAUGCAGAAGAUGCUAAAAGAACACUAAACAAUGCCCCUGAAUUAGUGGCAGGAACUGAAAUGAAACAGGAACACAACAAAUGGUACUAUGUUAUACCAGUUCAUGCCAAGUAAGGUGCCCAUCACUGGAUGUCCAUUAUUUGGUUUUGUUGAAAUUUAGUUAACAUCAAUUGAACAUUUGUACUUUAAUUUUCAAGAUUUGAAAAAUCUGUUUAUUCUCACCUGAUUUAAUUAGAUCAAUGGCCCAAAGCUUUUUUUUUUUUUUUGGAACAUUUACUUCUUUCAUUUUCAACUUGGUGCUUUUCAAUUGUUUGGCUAAUGUAUUUGAUAAAUAUUUAUGAUUAAGAAUCUACUUGUGCAGUCACAUACAUUCAUCAAUAAAAAAGAAUAACAAUUUAA
Molecule: messenger RNA, 1394 nt
Organism: Physella acuta
Lineage: Eukaryota; Metazoa; Mollusca; Gastropoda; Physidae
Biological process (GO): phosphate-containing compound metabolic process
Cellular component (GO): cytoplasm
Molecular function (GO): inorganic diphosphate phosphatase activity; magnesium ion binding
Source: RefSeq, a predicted model, not a curated record